CUCAACUGUAUGAAAAUGUCUUAACCUUCCAUAGUGCGAUGGCCGUGCAGUCCCAGCGCGUUCACGAGUAUUCGAAACGGGUUCUGUUGACAGACAGCCGAGGGCGAGACAACUCACUGCAGUCAUAUUUUGGACAUACUGGUGAAAAAUAAAAACGGCGUCCUCACGCAGUCGGUUGGUGUGGCGGCUGGCGGGGGAGGGGCCGGGCAGCAGCAGCAGCCGCAGCCGCAGCAGCAGCAGCCGCCGCAGCAGACAGCCUGAGACAUAAUCUUCCUGCAGUAUGUUUGGUUCGGAUUUAUGUGGAGCUGAAGAGCAGCCAGAAUCCAAGAAACUCAGAACUCUUAACAUCUGAUGUGAGAAGAAUCCUUUGAAGGUUUUGCAUUGUAGCUGGGCAGCCUGACUGCCUCCCCGCCUCCAGAUGAAUGAAGAGCACUCCGGAUCACAGAGACACUGCUGAUACAGGGCAUGCAGGUGUUUCUGCAAAUAUGAUGAAGAAAAAAAAUCCCAAUAAGAAACAUAAGAGCAAUCUGGGCCCAACCACCAAAGUUAUGUCACAGCCACGACGCAACAUUGUCGGCUGCAGGAUCCAACACAUCUGGAAGGACGGAAGUGGGCAUGUAGUAUGGAAAGGGACAGUUCUUGACCAGGUGCCAGUGAAUCCGUCUCUUUAUCUAAUAAAGUAUGAUGGCUUUGACUGUGUGUACGGUCUGGAGCUUCACAAGGAUGAGAGAGUUCAAGGACUCGAGGUGCUUCCUGACCGACUGGCUAAGUCCCGCCUGACAGACGUCAAUCUAGCUGAUACAAUGAUAGGCAAAGCGGUGGAACAUAUGUUUGAAACCGAGGAAGGUCCAAAGGAGGAAUGGCGGGGAAUGGUGCUGGCCCGGGCUCCCAUCAUGACCACCUGGUUUUAUAUUACUUACGAAAAAGAUCCAGUCCUCUACAUGUACCAAUUGCUGGAUGACUUUAAAGAAGGAGACCUACGCAUCAUGCCUGACUCAAAUGACAGCAUCCCAGCUGAGAGAGAACCAGGCGAGGUGGUGGACAGUCUGGUGGGGAAACAGGUGGAGUAUGCCAAAGAGGACGGAGGCAAACGAACAGGCAUGGUCAUCCACCAGGUGGAGGCCAAGCCGUCCGUAUACUUCAUCAAGUUUGACGAUGACCACCUCAUUUAUGUCUACGACCUGGUGAAAACUUCAUGACUUUGCAGACACCCUGACCCCACUUCUCCUUGGACGGAAACCAAACACCAGACACAUACACGUUGACACAUCACAAACGUCAUCCUGUAACACGCUCUGCUGACCCUUAACGACUAAAGCCCCAGGGGAUCUUUUAAAAGCGAAAAGUAUACAUGUUUGAGUCGGCAAUUAUGUCUGUUAUUCAGACUUGGGAAUAUAGAAAGAACUCCAGGUAGUUAGGUAGGCAGCAAUGUAGCAACAAGGUAGUUCUUUCUUUGUCAACUAACAAGCUACAAGAAACUCAAUUUGACAGUGCUUGUUAGUGUAAAUGGCAUUUAAAGAAAAAUCACACUACACAUUCUGAAUAUGAGGACAUGAAUGAAGCUUGACGCAGAGACAUCCUCAUCGUUGUCUGUUGACUCGUAUUAUGACCAUUUGGAUGCCCGUUUUUUUAUUUUAAAGCCAUGAAAAGAACAUAAAUGCCCAAUACCGAGCCCAAACCAUGUGAAUCCAGUCUUUAUUUUCAAAGUCCUUUGCACUUCCAUGUUAUCAUUUUGACUCUUUUGAAAGCUCUUUAUUUAACGAAUACUGUUUUUAUUUUCCUUUAGCUUUAGAUAUUCAUGGGAUUUCCUUUGUUUGGGCCUAUCAUCCCACAAUUUUCUUUGACUUUUGAACAUGUUUUGCGUUUAUCACUAACCAGUGAUCCUUAAGUGGACCCAUGGCCAUUUUAGUAGUUUCACAUUCAUGAGGACAGGAAUUUAUUUGUUGAUGAAAAAUAUUAAUAUCAAAACUGGAUAUAUCCCAAACAACAAAGCAGGGUUUUGUACAGAACAAAGCAGGAGACACAUUGGAUUUAAAAAAAAAAAAGAAAGACAAUUUCACAGAUUUUAUUCAAAAUUAACGGAAUCCUCAGACGUCUGCAGAUGAAAACUGUGAUUAAAAAAGGGAUUUUUGUUUCCCCCUAAUUUUAUAUUGCCAAACUGCUAGUUGGUGUGGAUUUUUUUUAAGUGUUGUUGACUGUUUGUUAUGAUUUCACUAAAGCCUUUGCAUAAUGCUUUUGUGUACUUGCUGAAACGUCGCUGGAGUUUAAAAACAAACAAAACAAAAAGUUGUAGUUGUGAAGUAUAGUUUAUGUCUUAUUAUUACGAUACUAUGAUGAUGAUUAUAUCUGCGCUUCCUCCAGGUGAACUUGUUUGAAAACAGUUAUGCAUUCUUAGUGUUGAAGUUCAAGGCAAAUGUUGCAUUAUGUUGCACCUUAAAUCCCGAGGACGGAGUUAAGAAGGUAGUAAAACAACCAAUAUUCUCUGGGCCAGUUGUCAGAUGUUGAGUGAAAAAAACCUUACAGAAAUACACUCGAGUGUAACCAAUGUGACUUUUUUUGAGGAAUGGAAACGGGAUUCCACCAAUGUCUGCGUUUAAACUCGAGACGAGUUUCUUUUGUUCGCGAUAUGAAAAGUCAGACUUUCGGUGAUGUUGGUGUAUGUUGUGUUGGUCAGUUCCACACCAUUGGAUACAGUAGAUAGUUGGUUGUAUUACUCUAUGUAGGUGACACAAUGAUCCUCCAGGAAAUGUUUCUUUUCAUUUCAUUGCCUUUACGCACAAGUGAAGGUUUACGAUAAACACAGACACAUUUUUGUGUUUCAGUCCAUCAUUCCUACCAUCAAUAAUGUCGUAUAGCUGAAUAACAAAGACUGGAGCGUUAUUUGCGUCUGUAAUUACUAAACAAGGUAACCUAACAUGCUAUGUAUGGUUUGAGGAUACAUAUGUUUUGAGGUCUAAAAUGAUGAUCUUGGUUUUCUAAUCCAAAAUGUACCCUGAAGAAUCACGUCGGAGGUAAAGAAAACAAUGUUGAAAGCCAUUGAGGGUGUUUUGGUUUAGUCUAUGUACUGAUGAGAUGCAAAUGUCAAGCCUUCAGUUUGUGUACUUCUAGUGAUGUAGAUAGUCAUCAGAACAGAUAGAUGACAACUAUUAUUCAUAACUGCACAAAAAUGGUCUUUGCCAGACUUUUAUGCGCAUAUAGUAUGUUUUUCAAUCGAGGUAUUUCAUCUCAACACGCACUGUUUUAGUUGACAACACAAUUUACCUGCAAAGUUGUGUUCAUAACAGUCUGUUUUCUUUUAUCUUGCAGUUACUGAUAAUUGUUGUUGAUGUCGGAAUGACAUGGCUUUUUCUAUCACCCUGCCUUGUAUUGUUUUUUUUUGUAUGAUUAAACAUAUAUGUUAAUUUUUACUGUUCAUGUAAA
This is a messenger RNA of Syngnathus acus (greater pipefish), 3420 nucleotides long. RefSeq names its product spindlin-Z (gene spina). The transcript has 9 exons. Bases 423 to 1199 code for a protein of 258 amino acids. NCBI's taxonomy places the organism in Eukaryota, Metazoa, Chordata, Actinopteri, Syngnathiformes, Syngnathidae. Gene Ontology annotation, biological process: gamete generation. The record is from RefSeq and is a predicted model, not a curated record.